Perca fluviatilis (European perch) is the source of this 1716-nucleotide messenger RNA. RefSeq names its product psychosine receptor-like. Gene Ontology annotation, molecular function: G protein-coupled receptor activity. NCBI's taxonomy places the organism in Eukaryota, Metazoa, Chordata, Actinopteri, Perciformes, Percidae. Gene Ontology annotation, cellular component: membrane. The record is from RefSeq and is a predicted model, not a curated record. Bases 1 to 1716 code for a protein of 571 amino acids. Gene Ontology annotation, biological process: G protein-coupled receptor signaling pathway. The transcript has 3 exons.
AUGCUGAUGAGGAAUGGGAACAGCACGGCAGUCUACCUCAUCAACCUGUCCAUUUCAGACCUGCUCUACACAAUCUCUCUGCCUGUGUGGAUUGAGCUAGCCCUGCAGAGGCCUCUGGGUGGUCUCUGCAGUUUAGUGGCUGUGAUCAUGCACAACAGCUUUUACGUCGGCUCAGGCCUCCUUUGCUGCCUCUCUGUCGAUCGCUACCUAGCAGUGGUCUAUCCUCUCCACUUUCACUGGGUCCGAGAGGUGCACACAGCAGCAGUUGUGAGUAUUGCUGUUUGGACUUUGGAGAUUGCCAUCCACAUCAUCUUACUUGACCACACGGGGGCGCUGCAAGCUUUCUCCUCAAGAAGCUUGUGUGAGGAGCAAAUGCCCAUGACACAAGAAGAUGCUCACAUCGCCCUUACACGAGUCACCCUGGGUUUCUUGGUCCCUGUCUUCAUCAUGACCUUUUGCUUUCAGCAGAUCAUGUGGUCACUGCGACAGAGCAACUCCAUCCAGUCAGAGGAGCGCAGGAAAGUGGGACUGCUGCUGUUUUUCCUUAUUCUAACAUACAUAGUGGCCUUUAUGCCCUAUCAGACUGUCAUGCUGCUCAGGGCCAUACUGGAGCCCGGGGCCUGCAUCUGGGCCACAAGGUGUGUGCAUUCGAACAUCACAUCUGCAAUGGAAAAUUUAACCCUGGCCGCAAAUCAUUCAGAAUGUUACUCGUUUGACAGCGCAUCCAGGAGAAGGUCUUUUCUGUUUUUCUACCUGGCUAUCAUCAUCACUGCCAUCCCGUCCAACAUCUUCUCCCUCUAUGUGUCCUUGCAGCAUAUUAGACAGAACAACGAGCUUGGUGUGUAUCUAUUCAAUCUGGCCCUGAGUGACCUGAUCUUCACUAUCGGCCUUUCUCUGUGGCUGGACUUCCUGUGGAAUGGAGUUUGGGCCCACGGGGGCUACGUUUGCGUGCUAUCUGUCUACUCUCUCUUCACUAACUUUUACACCAGCGAUGCUCUCCUCUGCUGCAUCGCUAUUGACCGCUACCUGGCAGUGGUUCAUCCAUUAAAGUACACUUUCUUGAGGAAGGUUAGCACUGCAACUGCGGUCAGUGUUGUCAUUUGGGUGUUGGUGGUCUGUUUCAAUAUCACCACCAUCAGCUGGGAGGACUCAUACCGUGAAAACAAUGAGCUUUCAUUGUGCUUUGAUAUCUUUAUCCCACUGUCAGAGAACCUGGCUCGAGCUAAUGUAGCACGCUUCAUCCUAGGCUUCAUUGUUCCCGUUCUCCUGGUGGUGUUUUCCACCUGGAGGAUCUGUGUGGCGGUGAAAUCCAACCAGGCCACAGAGGAACAGGAACGUAAACGGAUUUCAAAGCUGCUGACGGUAAUCCUACUCUCCCUUUUGUUUUGCUUUGGACCUACCCACGUCAUGAUGCUCCUCCGCAUAGUAGUCAAUGACUGCUGGACUAAUGCAUGGCUUCUUUAUCUAUACAAGAUCAGCAUAGCUAUCUCAAGCCUCAACUGCCUUGCAGACCCUCUCCUUUACUGCUUCAUUACUAGAACGGGGAAGGCAAAUGUCAAUCAGGUUGUUCUCUUCUUCCGGUGGCUGGCCUGGGACAUGCUGGAUGGCAUGAUCCGUCCGACAGGUAACCGGGCCCAGGACACGCUGGCGGGGCGCACGAUGGCAAGCAGGCCGGGUGGGGAAGAUCCGGUCGGAGGUGCUCCACACAGGCGAUGA